AUGUUGCCGAAUAACAUUAAACGUUCGAAUCUACUGUCGAAACUGAUUGGCGAAUCAGAAACCAUUCUAAAAAAAUUAAAUCCGACUAGAUGGUCUAGUAGAAUAAAAUCGAUAUCUGCAAUAAAACCUCGUUUUUUAUAUAAUCAGACAUUAUCAGAAAUAGUAUUGAAGAGUUUCAGCAUAGAUAAGAGUAGCGAAACAAAAGGUAUUACAACAAAAUUGCUAAAUUUCGAGUUCGCAUUCUUUUAUGAAUUCAAGCAGCAAAUACUGAAUGGUAUCAAUUACGUAUCCAAAAUUUUACAAGAAUGCCAUAUUGAUUUUGGUGUGGCAAGUAGAGCUUUAGAAGAUCAAAAGAACGUUAAACAACGUUUUGAUGAAAUAGCUUCUAACCACCGAUUUCGAAACAGGGAAGAAAUAUUUAAAGUUACUAUUUUCAAAAACGUACUAGACGCAGUAAAUAGCUCAGUUAAAUUUACAUUUUCCAUGCUUGAGUGCAAUGAAGCAGUUUUACUAGAAAAUUGUGAUCGCUUCCAAAGCAAAUAUUUUGACAUAAUAGGCCCUAAUGGUUUACUCCAGUUUAAGUUUAUUCAUACUUAUCACCUUGUUCUACCUAAACUGACUCCAACAUGGACUGUUCACAAGAUAUGUAUGGAAUUUAUAACUAAUUAUGCAACGCUAGAAUGCGACAUUACCGCAAUUUUGUUAUUCUAUACAAUACCCGUCACUUCUGAAAGAGCCAAUAGAUCAUUCAGCAAAUUAAAAAUAAUCGAAGCUUAUUUAAGGAACGGUAAGGGUCAAACUCAACUCCGACAUUUGGCACUCGUAGUAAUCGAAAACAAAGCCGCAUCAAAUCUAGAGUUAACGAUACUUAUUGAUGAUUAUCUAAAGCUAAAGCCAGAAAAAGACUAA
Molecule: messenger RNA, 909 nt
Organism: Schistocerca piceifrons (Central American locust)
Lineage: Eukaryota; Metazoa; Arthropoda; Insecta; Orthoptera; Acrididae
Exons: 4
Coding region: 1-909 (302 amino acids)
Source: RefSeq, a predicted model, not a curated record